AUAUAAUUUCAUCAGGUUAUACUUUCUAUUUUACCGUUCAUAAUUUUGUUGUUCAAAUCAACCUCUUCGUUAAGGAGAGGAAAAAACCUAAACAGAUAAGAAAGGAUAAAAGAAAGAGAGGGCUGAUCUUACAAGAAAGAUGGGAGGUGGAAAGAACAAACAUGAUGGCCGGGACGAACAGGACAGAGGGAUAUUCUCUAAUCCCGGUGCGUAUGCUGCUGGAGCAGGACAUCAUUACCCUCAUCAUGGAGCGUACCCUCCUGCCGGAUAUCCACCCCACUGCUAUCCUCCUGCCGGAUAUCCACCACAAGGCUAUCCUCCGGCUGGUUAUGGAUACGGAUAUCCUCCACCACACGGAGGGUAUCCUCCUCCAUACGCAUACCCUCCAGCAGGCUAUCCAGGCGCACAUCAUUCAGGGCCUGGAAUGGGAGGACUCGUUGCAGGGGCUGCAGUUGCAUACGGUGCUCACCACAUGGCGCAUGGGGCGUACCACCGUCCUCAUGGUGGCUUCUUUGGCCACCACGGCAAGUUUAAGCACGGGAAGUUCAAGCAUGGCAAGUUUGGGAAGCGCUGGAAGCAUGGCAUGUAUGGGAAGCACAAACACAUGAAACGAUGGAAAUGAUCGAUGCGACAAACCAUCCUAGGUUUUUCUGUGUCAUCAUUUUAUUUCCUCUACUGUUAAUCUCAAACUUAUAUUUCUUCUAUUAUGGUUGUGUAUAGAGUUUGUCAGUUAGUUACUGAAUGAAUGUUAUGUUGGUAUAUGUGAUGCUAACAACGAAUAAAAUACGAGACUGAAAUACGAGUAGAUA
This is a messenger RNA of Salvia splendens (bonfire salvia), 809 nucleotides long. RefSeq names its product glycine-rich protein A3. Lineage: Eukaryota; Viridiplantae; Streptophyta; Magnoliopsida; Lamiales; Lamiaceae. The record is from RefSeq and is a predicted model, not a curated record. The transcript has 3 exons. Bases 140 to 622 code for a protein of 160 amino acids.